AUGGCGAAAAGAGCUCCAGGGCUCACGCUUCUCCAAAAGGGUAAUCCUUCUUCUCGCUAUUCUCUGUACGGGCUCGUCUUUUUCAGAAGCCAGUUUUGCUCUUUCGCUGUCAAUCGUUGUCCUACUGUUAGUGUUAAGGAAACCAUUGAUUUGGAGGAUUUGGUAAAAACGCGUUGUAAAUCUGGUAAUCUUGGGUUAGAUGAAGCACUGGGUCACUUCGAUUCCGUAAUUCAAAUGAAACCCAUUCCCUCGAUUUGGGCUAUUAAUCAUUUGUUUGGGGCACUCUCGAAGAUGAAUCAGUGUUCCACUGUAGUUUCUAUGUAUAAACAGAUGCUGGCUUGUGUUGGCUUACACCCGGAAGUCCAUACACUGAGUGUUGUUAUCAAUUGCUUGUGCCGUAUGAAUCGGGUGGACUUGGGUUUCUCUGUUUUAGCAACUAUCCUUAAACAUGGUCUUCAGCCCAAUGCUUAUACUUUGAAUGCUUUGCUUCAUGGGGUUUGCAAGUAUAGGUCGCUCUCUGAGGCAAUGGAGUUACUCCAGAAAAUAGAAGAGAAAGGAUUAGCAUGCUGUGAAAUGACUUACGCUACUAUAAUUAAUGGGUUGUGCAGAGCUGGGAAAACAUGUAUGGCGCUUGAGAUACUCGAGCAAAUGUAUGAAGAUGGAAGGUUUAAGCCUGACCCUCAAUGCUAUAAUCCAAUCAUUGACCGCUUAUGCAAAGAAAGAAGAACAGAUGAGGCGCUGACCCUAUUUCGAGAUAUGAUCAACAAAAAUGUUGCGCCGGAUAUCGUCAGUUACACUUCAUUAAUUUAUGGAUUAUGCAACAUGGGUCUUUGGACACGAGCACUUGCUCUGUUUGAAAUGAUGAAUAAGAAAGGCAGAAAGCCUGAUGUUGUCACUUUUAAUUCCAUAAUUUCUGCAGCAUGCAAGUCUGGUAAGUGGGAAGAAGCUGUGCGUCUAUUUAGAAACAUGAUUGAUUGUGGCGCCUAA
This is a messenger RNA of Prunus persica (peach), 987 nucleotides long. RefSeq names its product pentatricopeptide repeat-containing protein At1g12775, mitochondrial. Lineage: Eukaryota; Viridiplantae; Streptophyta; Magnoliopsida; Rosales; Rosaceae. The record is from RefSeq and is a predicted model, not a curated record. Bases 1 to 987 code for a protein of 328 amino acids. Gene Ontology annotation, molecular function: protein binding. The transcript has a single exon.